Paramuricea clavata is the source of this 5091-nucleotide messenger RNA. The record is from the annotation of a GenBank genome assembly. NCBI's taxonomy places the organism in Eukaryota, Metazoa, Cnidaria, Anthozoa, Malacalcyonacea, Plexauridae.
AUGUUGCAAACUGGAAGACAAUGUUAUUUGUUUCAGUGACAGACGAUAUGUUACAGAACAUGGCCAAAAAUGUUGAAAUGAAUAUCGAGGAAUACACGACACAAACUCUUAAUGCUCUAACAGCCAAAACCACUGGAACAGAUACCUUCAUUUAUCAAGCAACUCAGAAUGGAUCUACACUAGAGGUUUAAUGUCCAUAGCAGGGCCGCCAACAGGGGGUACUUUUCAAGGCCGGCGAGAGCCAACCACAGGCCCCGGGAUAAAAUGACGAAUUGGCAAACAUGGGCCCCUGUCCCUCUCGACUCUCCCGCUGGCACAUGGCCACGCCAAAGUCUAUUUUUAAUCACAAUCAAUCAGAGAAUUACCAGCGAAUUACUUGCAAGGAAUUGCCACAUAACUGAUAAAAACGCAAUGUGAACGAUGUUCAGCUAACUGUUUUUGCUGAGAUAACGAUCGAAAAAUUAUUUUUCACAUUUGGUACGUUUUACGAUCGAUUGUGAUGAUUUCCGGGCCCCUCUGGGCCCCGGGUAUUUUCCCCCCUCUGCCCUCUCGCCAGCCUUGGUACUUUUCCUGGGCCCCAGCUCAAAAGGGGGCCCCAGCUGAAAAGGGGCCCCCCAAAGCAACAAUGGCUCUUAAAAUUUUUUGAUACAAGAUUACUUCACUGAGAAAAGGAAUCCAAGCAGCAUUAGUGCCAGAUAAUAUGCAGUAAAAUGUAAUAUAUUGUCAGUAAAACACUGCUUCUCCCAUUUUACAAACACUGCUUUUCCCAUUUUAUGUUACUUAUUUUAAAUCAGGCUUAAUUUGACCCCCCAUGUAGUUUAAUUGGAAGAAACAAUUGGAUGAUGGUGUGAAGGUAAUGAGGAUUGCCAAUAUACUUUAAAACCUCUGCUAUUAACUUCAAUUAAAAUGUCAUUUUAUAUCAGAGAAUGUAAAGUAAUCUAUUUUCUUACCAUAUAGUUUCAACUGGGAUCUAUAUCUUUAAGUUUGAGUGAAGGGAAUAAAAUCUUGAUGAAAAAGAUUUUAGAUUUUUCCAUUAGGAAAGUCCAUGAUUACAAGGUACUUACAGAUACCAUAUAGAUAGGUGGCACACGACGCUGUUGCCAACAUGAAUGUCACCUUGGCUGUGGUAAUAAACAAAACGUAGACUUUGUUAAUACUGGAUAGCUCUAUCAGUUCUAAACCGCUCUCCCUAGAGGUCCAGUAAGAAUCAUGUCUUAUAUUGAUCCAGUGUUACUACAGGAGGAAACUUAAACUAAAGUAACUUUAUUUAUACUGGAAAGAUCUAUCAGUUCUGAACUGUAAUUCUUCUUCCAGUGUUACUACAGGAGGAAACCUAAACUAAAGCAACUUUAUUUAUGCUGGAAAGAUCUAUCAGUUCUAAACCGUUCUUCCUAGAGGUACAGUAAGAAUAUUCCAUCCCUUAUAGAUCCAGUAUUACUAUAGGAAAAAACCUAAACUAAAUUAACUUUAUUAAUACUGGAUAGAUCUAUUAGUUAUAAACGGUUCUACCUAGAGGUCCAGUAAGGAUCAUCUCUUGUUGAUCCAGUGUUACUACAGGAGGAAACCUAAACUAAAGCAACUUUAUUUAUACUGGAUAGAUCUAUUAGUUAUAAACGGUUCUUCCUAGAGGUCCAGUAAGAAUAUUCCAUCCCUUAUAGAUCCAGUAUUACUAUAGGAAAAAACCUAAACUAAAUUAACUUUAUUAAUACUGGAUAGAUCUAUUAGUUAUAAACGGUUCUACCUAGAGGUCCAGUAAGGAUCAUCUCUUGUUGAUCCAGUGUUACUACAGGAGGAAACCUAAACUAAAGCAACUUUAUUUAUACUGGAUAGAUCUAUUAGUUAUAAACGGUUCUUCCUAGAGGUCCAGUAAGAAUAUUCCAUCCCUUAUAGAUCCAGUAUUACUAUAGGAAAAAACCUAAACUAAAUUAACUUUAUUAAUACUGGAUAGAUCUAUUAGUUAUAAACGGUUCUACCUAGAGGUCCAGUAAGGAUCAUCUCUUGUUGAUCCAGUGUUACUACAGGAGGAAACCUAAACUAAAGCAACUUUAUUUAUACUGGAUAGAUCUAUUAGUUAUAAACGGUUCUUCCUAGAGGUCCAGUAAGAAUAUUCCAUCCCUUAUAGAUCCAGUAUUACUAUAGGAAAAAACCUAAACUAAAUUAACUUUAUUAAUACUGGAUAGAUCUAUUAGUUAUAAACGGUUCUACCUAGAGGUCUAGUGAUAAAGCCAUAUUCUCUAGUAGUCCCAUGUUACCUCAGGAAGAAAUCAGAGUACUCAGAGAAAACGUUCAUAGUGGAGUCAAUUGAAACUGAGAGCACUCUCCUCAAUUAGCAACUGCAUGAGGAGAAAUUAUAAUCAGAUUUCAAAUUGUUGAAGGGUUUGUUAUAGGCAGAAAUCGAGUGUGAAUUUUAUACAUAAUGUAUCACUACAGGAUACAAUGGCAACAAUGAAAUAUGAAACAGAGCAAUUGGCAAGAGAUAGAGAUAAUGCUAUUUUGGUAAGGUCAUUAUGAUCACAAUUUUCUUAUUGUGACAGCUAGUUAUCUAAACAAACACAAGUUUUGUGUUCAUUCAUUGUCCAUCCAUUGAACUCUAGCUGUCAAUGAUCUUCUCCAUUUGAUAAGUUCUUUGUAGGUUUGCAUGGUGAUAAAACAUAUAAUACUUUUGUUUGUGGAGACACCACGUAAAUUUAUUACUGCAAAGCUUUCGAUCCGUAAGCCCGGAUCUUCAUCAGUGCUAUAAUAAUACGUGAUAUGUACCCUUCUCCAUUUAAUUUUAGCGUUUAGACAAAUGUAUUGUUGGGAAAGAAGAAAUGGAAGUAGAUUUAUUUCAAAAGGUUACAUUGCUAAUUCUGCAUUAAAUUGUUUUUUGAUAAGCGUAACGACUUAUUUGUAAUAGUUGCGGUUUUUAUUUUAAUUUAGUUUGUAACAGUUUUGAACGAGAAAAAAGCCAAGAUACGUAGACUACAAGAAAGUGAGUGUUUCAUUUUUUUAAAACCUUCACACUUGCAUGUAACAUUGUACUUCUGAAAGACAUUCAAUGAUAUAUUGUUAAUUUCUUCAUUGUAUUUUUAGCUAUUGAACAGCAAUCGAAGAAACCUAUUAAUGCAGCUUCAAACACGGGUCUGUUUAAAUCAUGUUUACUGUACGUUAAUAAAAUGUAAAAAAGUUCAUCUUUGACCACAUGUUUAAAACAUUUAUUUUAUAGCCCGUAGUAUAACUGAAGAUCAUCCCACAAAUGAUCAGACGAGGUAUUAAAUACGUAUAUUAAAUGAAUGAUAGUUAUAUAUAUUAGUCAAUUCUGCAGGUUUAUAUAUAGUUUCACUCUUUCAAACCAUCGAAGAAAAAAGGAAAUAAAUAAAGGAAGACCAUAGACGUAGUGGGUUUUGAAAUUCUUGAAAGUUUUCAAAUUUGAAUGUAUUUCUUAAUUAAGGUCUUUAAAAAGUCUUCAUUCAAUAGAAAAUACGGCACACUCUGGGUGCUGUUGCGAAAAUGAGUUGGCGUUAAAUUUUUUAUUUACCAUUUUCUUUUAUUUUGAUUUGCUUUUACUGAAAGAGAUGAUGAUGACACAGACGUAGAGAUGGACGUGUCACAGGUUGGUAAAAAUACGUAUAUGAGUCGCAUAUUCAUCGGUAUGAGAAGACUAUGCUUUCAGUCUGACUCCAAAUACCACAGAACCGAUUAGGACUGAUGUGUAAGCUAAGUAAGAUAUGCUAUAUUCACCAAUGCUUAUUUUGUAAAUAAUCAUUAAAAAAUUAUAAUAAUUCAUGUGGAAAAGACUAUGGAAAUCACUGCCGUGUUGGUGGUUUUAUAUGUGAUAAAAAUCAUGUUCAUUUACAUAAACUACUUAGAAAAAAUUAAAAUUACUUCGCCAAUGAACUCAUAAGAUAGGUCGUUUUAUAAGUCAUUUCAAGCACUUGUACUUGUAGUACUUGUUUAUAUCUGAUAAAGCACUCUUGCUCGUGUUUUGAAUAGUACAUAUUAAUCUAAUCUACAGAACAAGAAUCAAACUGAAGAAAAAGCAACAACAUCGUCAAAUAUCGGAGCUGGUUUAUUUCAAGAUGAAGAAGAUACAGCUCCUGUUAUUAAACGGUUUCUAUUUUUUUCAAUUCUAUUAUAUAAGAAUUUGGAAGUGAAAUAAAUUGAACUACACCAUGCACUGAAAUAAGCUUCUCUUACAGUGUAUUUUCUACUGUUUCUGUUUAUAGAAGAAGAAAGCAACCAUCUCGACAACCGGUUCGAACUCCAUCAAAACCUGUUUUACCCGAAGUAAAAACGACGGUGAAAAGAACAACCAGUAAUGCUAGCAGCACAAGCACCAAUUCCGAUGAAGGGUAUAGUAUUGGUUAUGUUUACAUAAAUUGGUCGAUAAGAGAAUAAAGUUAGUUUAGUUUAGGUUUCCUCCUGUAGUAUUAUAUACUGGAUCAAUAAGGGAUGUUCCUUUAAGAACAGUUUAGAACUUAUAGAGUUAUCCAGUAUAAAUAAAGUUAGUUCAGUUUAGCUUUCCUCCUGUAGUAACACUGGAUCAAUACUGAGAGAUUAUCCUUACAGGACUUCUAGGGAGAACAAUUUAGAACUGAUAAAACUAUCCAGUAUAAAUAAAGUUAGUUUAGUUUAGAUUUCCUCCUGUAGUAACACUGGCUCAAUAAGAGAUGAUCCUUACUGAAUCUCUAAGGAAGAACGUUUUUGAACAUCAUUUUCGCUUUUCCUAUUUUGUUCUAUAUAGUAAACAAUCCAGUAGCAGCACAAGACGUUCACGAAGGAAGAAAGCUUUGUCGACAUUCCCUGAUGACGUCGAAGAUCUGUUUGGCGAUAUGGCAUAAAAUUAUGAGACCGUACCGUACCCGCCAUCGCAGGCAUUGCCUUGAGAUUGGCGGGUUAGAAAUUUGUUGCAGGCGAAAAACUUUGUGAACGACAAGAUGUCCGGUUGCUGUCCGGCUAUGUUUGGCCGGCUGUACAAAUGCUAUUCACAAGGAGCCCAGGGGCUUAUUCUCAGUUGUUCAAAGCUGGAUUAGCGCUAAGGGAAGCCUCGCAUAUUGAUUUUGUCCAUGAGAAACGUCAUAUGUUCGUUUCUCUGCAGACCCCCCCCCCCCC